Molecule: messenger RNA, 2040 nt
Organism: Didymodactylos carnosus
Lineage: Eukaryota; Metazoa; Rotifera; Eurotatoria; Philodinida; Philodinidae
Source: the annotation of a GenBank genome assembly
AUGUAUGAUCAUGAAUCAAAAUCUUAUCUAUCAACUUUACAGCUAAAUCCUAAUCUAUUCUUUUUCGACAAUGUAACAAUUGAAAGUAUACUAAAUCAACCAUUAACAGAAGAAAUUCAAUCAAGUUUAUCGUUGUUAACAACCGUGCCAUCAGGAAAAAAUAUAUCGGCAUCCUGUUUAUCAUGUCGAGCUGGACUCUCCCAACAUCUAACACAUAAUGAUUUAUUGAAAGUCGAAAAUUUAGUGUAUAAUCAAUUUCGUGGAUUUAAAACACGGCAUUCAUCGCCUGGAGGAAUAAGUGGUGGAAGUCGAGCACCUAGCUUUGAUUCGGUUAAGUCAGCUACAUCUAGUACAAUUCAUCAAGAUCAAUCAUUGCCAUCAUUUUUUCAAAGAGUACACAUUAUUCAGUUGGUUCGUCCGUCAUCUCAAAGCGAAAGUAAACGUUUAAAUGACUUACUUCAUAUAGCGAAUAAUGCCGAUGAACAACAAAGAGUAAAAGUGGCAUUUGCUGAAGGCUAUGCUGCUGCAGGUAGUGAUUCACAACCAAAAGAGCGGCCGUCUAUAUUAAAAGCUGUACGCACUAUAUUAUUUUAUGGAAUUUUGAUGAUGCUUAUUGUGAAUAUUGUUUCAGCAUUAGGUGGCGAUGGUGUUCGUGGCGGUUUUGCAAACGCUUUUUCUGUUACAAGUAAAUUUGAAAUAAAUCCAGAAGAUGUAAAAGCCGAAGAAGCAAAAGACGAACUACGCGAAAUCGUUGCAUAUUUGAAAGAUGGCGAAAAAUUUACAAAACUUGGUGCACGCUUACCAAAAGGCGUGUUACUUGUUGGUCAACCAGGAAUUGGAAAAACUUUACUUGCACGCGCUGUUGCUGGUGAAGCAGGUGUCCCAUUUUUUCACACAUCUGGUUCGGAAUUUGAUGAAAUGUUUGUUGGAACUGGUGCUCGACGUGUUCGACAAUUAUUUACUGCUGCCAAAGCACGUGCUCCAUGCGUCGUUUUUAUCGACGAAAUUGACAGUGUAGGUGCCAAAAGAACAAGUUCACAACUACAUCCAUAUGCUAACCAGACGAUCAAUCAGUUAUUGGCAGAAAUGGAUGGAUUUGAUAAAAAUGAAGGAAUUAUACUCUUAGCUGCGACAAAUCGUCGUGAUUAUUUAGAUCCAGCCAUUUUAAGACCUGGUCGUUUUGAUGUUGAAAUUCACAUUGCACCACCAGAUUUACGCGGUAGAAAAGAUAUAUUUGACUUGUAUAUGUCAAAAGUGAAACAUGAUCAAACUAUUGACACCGAAUAUCUUGCCAAAGGUUCAACUGGAUUUACUGGUGCUGACAUUGAAAAUAUGACGAAUCAAGCUGCUUUGUAUGCGGCUCAACAUGAAGAACCCGCAGUUACUAUGAAACAUAUGGAAUGGGCGCGUGAUAAAGUUUUAAUGGGUCCUGCUAAAAAGUCAAAAAUACCAGAUAUGGAAACAAACAGAAUCACAGCGUAUCAUGAAGCAGGUCAUACACUUGUUCGUUAUUUCACGGAUGAAGCAGAUCCACUCCACAAAGUGACAAUAGUCCCACGUGGACAAGCUCUUGGCUUUACAGCUCAUAUUCCGGAAAAAGAUAUUUAUAAUCGAACACGCUCACAAUUAUUAGCUGAAAUGGAUGUGAUGUUUGGUGGACGUGCUGCAGAAGAAUUAUCGUUUGGAAUAGAAAAAAUUACAACGGGUGCAUCCAGUGAUUUUAAUCAAGCAACGAAACUAGCAACAAAUAUGGUGAAACAAUUUGGAAUGUCGGAAAAGGUUGGUCAUCGCAGUUUCAAGGAUGAAGAGCAGGAUGCUGGCAUGGGUUUUGUGAAAGUAAACGAUGUCAGUCCAACAAUGCAAGAAACAAUUGACUAUGAAAUCAGACGACUUAUGCAGGAAUCGUAUGAACGUGCUAAGAGUUUACUUAAACAACAUUCAAAUGAACUAAAGUUGUUAGCUGAAGCGUUAUUACAUUAUGAAACAUUAAAUGCUGAUGAAGUUAAAGCUGUUUUAGAGGGACGAAAACUCUCAACAUAA